AUGCCGCCGCAGGACGCGGCCGGGAAGCGCGUUGCUCCCAUCUCCGCCAGCGCAUUUUCAUUCUCCAUCGCUUCACCAGCCAGGCCAGCCAAGAAGGCAAGGACCGCGUCGCCCAAACCGCCUCCCCGAGCUGCCAAACAGACGCCGCGGGCCAAAGUCACCACCAGCGGCGCACUGCCUCUGCCCGCCGCACCUUCCCUCAGUUUCUCAUCUCCCGGUCCAUCAAGGCGAGCCCCACCACCACCACCACCGCAUCGGAACGAGACUCCUAAACCUGUCCGCACCUUGACCGCCAACGCAGCCUCCACCACGUCGCACAGCCCCCUCCGACCCGUCACGGCCAUCACCACUCCCAUCGCGCGCAAGACACAGCCGCGAACACGCCUGGACGCCCUGCCCUCCCCGUUUGCGCUCGUUCAGCGGACAACGGCCAAGGACGGCUCUCCGGGCCCCUCAUCCCGUUCUGCCCGCCCACUGAACGCUCUGCUCGAUGCCUCACCCUUCCGCGUCGGCCCGAGCGUUGGCGUCGGCGGCAAAGGUAAAGGCAAGGCCAAGGAAGAGACGCCCCGCCCACUGCAAAGUAUCACCACCUCGGCGCCACCCCGUGUCGAGCUCCGUCAACUGGAGCGCGAGCGCGUGCUCGAUACCGAGGAGGGUAUUGCUGACAGCCAGACCGCCUCCAUCCGUCCGCCUCGCGACCCUGCUCUCGUCCUCGAGCACCUCCCUUGUCCUGUUCUACACCUCUCUCCAACAUACCCUGUCCCGCAUGCCCCCCGGAGCGGGAGCCACGAGCACCCCCCUCCGCGCCUCGGCUCCUGUCCGGAUCCACGUCCUGUCGGCCCUCACGGGCCCGACGCACAGCUGCACGAUCUGGUCCUCCAGGUGCUGCCGUCAGACUGCCCCCGCGUCGGUGUCGACCCUCGCGUGCUCCUCAGUUCAAAUAAGCGGUAUGAGCUGGGCAUCUGGCAGCCGUGGAGUGAGAACACUGUCCCGGGCGAAGAAGGUGGAGAAGACAUUGUGCUCUUCGCCUCGCGAUACCUCAUUGCCGAGGCCCCAGGACCUUGA
Messenger RNA from Apiotrichum porosum, 1065 nucleotides. RefSeq lists its product as uncharacterized. The record is from RefSeq and is a predicted model, not a curated record. NCBI's taxonomy places the organism in Eukaryota, Fungi, Basidiomycota, Tremellomycetes, Trichosporonales, Trichosporonaceae. The transcript has 3 exons. The coding region runs from base 1 to 1065 and encodes 354 amino acids.